UACACCUACUGAACGUGGUUGGCUGAACAAAAUGGCAACGUAUGGCGACGAGUCAGUCGACCGCUAUUUCUAUCCAUCUUACAACCCUUACACGGGCAGACACCCCAGGCCUAAAGACGCCGGGUGGAGAUAUAAAAGUUACCUGGCCCACAGCGGGGACUCUUCGGAUGCCUUCAAUAACCACCAGCGCGCCCAGCUGAAGUCCAUCUUAUCCCAAAUCAACCCAAAACUCACCCCGAGGCUCAGGAAGGCAAACACCAAAGAUGUGGCGGUGCAGGUCAACCCGAAGCGAGACGCCUCGGUGCAGUGCUCCAUCGGCCCGAGGACCCUCCUGGCCAUGAAGCGGGACUUCUGGCGCAAAAGAAGACAGGAACCCACGACGCCAGGCAGCCCCAAGGCGGCUGGUGGUGUGCGUUACCCCCGCACCCUCGCCGUGUAUUCACCCAUCGCCUACAGAAGCGUUACGUCCUUCCUGGUCGAUGAGAACAACAACAACAAAGAAGUCUCCUGCAGGGAGAAGCAGACCGGAGAGCAGCCCGGUGGCCCGCCGGAGCCUGCCGUGAAAAAAGGCGAUGCGAAGAGCGGGGAUGACCAGGCUGGUGAGGAGGGGGAGACCGCAAAGCUCCCAGAGCAGCGCAAAAAGCCCAAAUCCAAACCACAGAAGAGUGAAGAUGUGCAACCAAUCACAGAGGGCUCAAAGGGAAGGGCGCGCGUGCGGUUCCAGUUUCUGGAACAGAAGUAUGGAUAUUAUCACUGCAAAGAAUGCAAUCUGCGAUGGGAGAGCGCCUACGUUUGGUGUGUUCAGGGCACCAACAAGGUUUACUUCAAACAGUAUUGUAGGAAAUGCCAGAAGGACUUCAAUCCGUAUCGUGUUGAGGACAUCACAUGUCAUACAUGCAACAAAGCACGUUGUACCUGUGCAAUAACGCAACGCCACGUUGACCCCAAGCGGCCCCACAGGCAGGACUUGUGCGGCAGAUGCAAAGGCAAGCGGCUCUCCUGCGAGAGCACUUUCAGCUUCAAAUACAUCAUCUAGGAGGCUUCUGAACUGAACUUUGCCCUGUAACACAUCGGCACACACUCUGUGGCGGGGGUGGCGGUUGCCGCGGCGGCAUUUUCAGCCCUGUGCCACUACGUAUGCAGAUACAAUAAUGGCAUCUUGGAUCCAACACACAUUUGAUGGUUCAAAUCUUAGUUUCAUGCUUGUUUUGUGUUGAUGAACUUGAUGGCAAGCACCACACUUUUCAAUGUAAUAAAUGGCUAUGUUGCA
Messenger RNA from Scatophagus argus, 1270 nucleotides. It is a transcript of the gene zar1, whose product is annotated as zygote arrest 1. The transcript is spliced from 4 exons. The coding region runs from base 32 to 1036 and encodes 334 amino acids. NCBI's taxonomy places the organism in Eukaryota, Metazoa, Chordata, Actinopteri, Scatophagidae. Gene Ontology annotation, biological process: translation. Gene Ontology annotation, cellular component: cytoplasm. The record is from RefSeq and is a predicted model, not a curated record. Gene Ontology annotation, molecular function: mRNA base-pairing post-transcriptional repressor activity.